GAAUUUUUGAGAGAUGGCACGUAAAAGGAACAUCACAUUUUUCUGCAUGGUAUUGAACGCAGAUCUAAAUCAGUGUCUUAUUUUUCCGUAGGACUUGAUCCUGACAUACAGGAAUUUAUACGUGAUAAUUAUGUAAAGCUAGCAGAGGGACUGGAGGUAAGAAGAGUGAUCCGUUACCUGAUUCAAUAUGACGUCUUGACCAUUGAAGACAAGCAGAGAAUCCUACACAAAGAAACACGUGAAGACCAAGCAGAAGAGAUUUUGGACACACUAAGUCGCACUGGCAAAUGCACCACAAACCUCUUCAUAAACGUACUACGAGAGGCAAACCAGACUGCUCUCAUUAAUAGCCUAAAGUUUGUCGAUGCAAAUCAUCAAGCUCUACAAGAUGAGAGAACAACAGCUGUUUCAAAUACCCUCGCUGCAAAGCUGCAGGUGGAGUAUUACCAAAAGGGAAAGAACAUGCAAUUAGAUGCACUCAGCUUGGUUAGCAAUAUUUUUGACCCUACAAUGGCCGAAGAACAUAGAGAGCAGUUGAAAAAAACCUUUGAGUGGUGGAAUGCAAUAAUUGAAUAAAUAAUAGGAGGGUGUUUUAUCAUCAACUUGACGUUCCUCCAGCCAUGUGACGUGGAUGAUUUUUACCACGACCACUUCCGUGUGGGUCCGGGCAGUUUGUCCGCUGCCCUGUCAGACCUGCUCAUCACGGAUGAGAUGCGCGCUGUGGUUGGUGGGGAGGAACUGAUGGUGAGGGUGGAGGUCAGGUAUGACGACUACAUCCGGGUCAGGAGACGACUUUGUACUACAGAACUGCAGCGAUCAACCUCCGUGGACAGCCUAUCAGCCACACCCCUUCCUCCCAAGGACACAGGAAGCCGUUCUCUCCUCAACAGUUUGGACCUGGUCACCACCAGAACACAUGAUUCAAGCUUCGCUGAUUGGGCCACUGACACUAACACCAAACAACUGGUGCUCAAGAUGAAGCAGAAGUCACAAGCGCUGACAGUUUUGGCAGCCAAACAUGAGAUAGCUCAACGCCAGGUAGAGCUACAGGAAGGCAUGGUGAGAGGUCUCCAGAGGGAAGUCACCCGGGUCACACAGGAGCAGGAGACGGCACAGAAAGUACUCACGGACAAGGGGAAAGAAAUUGAGGCCUUAACGGGAGCCAAUAAGGGUAUGAAAGAUACCAUUGAUGAACUGCUUGCUGAAAAAACAAAACUGACGAACAAAUUGGCAAUGAUGGAACGAGAUGCUAAGUUAAAGGACGACAAGAUGGAGAGUUUCCAGAGGGAUGUCACCCGGCUCACAUGGGAGAAGGAGACAGCACAGAUAGUACUAACGGACAACAAGAAGGAAAUUGAGGACUUAACAGAAGCCAAUAAGGGUAUGAAAGACACCAUUGAUGAACUGCUUGCUGAAAAGACGAAACUGACCAAAAAACGGGAAAUGAUAGAAAAACAAAGCCAAGAAGAAACUUCACCAGAAGUACCAGAGGCUCCAGAUAGGCUUGAAGCUAUAGAGACAGGAAACUACGCCAUAAAGCUACGCUGGACACCCGUUAGUUCUACCCACCAUCAGCUCAACGGAUACAUGCUGGAGCGAUCCGUUGCAUUUCAAGACAGAUGGACCUUAGCACACGCCCCGUUAUCGGUACUACCUGUUACAACCACUGACUUUUCUGUAGAUGUGCAGCCUUAUAAAGGUUACAGCUUUCGUGUGAAGUCUGCAAUCAUUAACAAGGGCAAGCUUCUUGUCAGCGAUGGAUGUCGCUUGGAGGAUGUUGUGGCUAGAGAGCAAUAUCAACCCUACCCACCAAGAAACUUGAUGGUAGAGAACGUCAUGCAAGACUCUGUCUCACUAUUAUGGAUGGAACCUGUACCAGCUGAUGACGUCAAUCCAGCGCACUACGAAUAUGUCAUUGAGAAGUGUCACGAUGUUGACAACCUUUUAACAACAUGGCAAGAAUGUCUCAGAACAACAGAGUGCAAGGGUACGGUCAAAGUUCAACAAGAAGGAACCUACUGCUUUCGUGUGUCAGCCCUUAAUAAAGACAAGAAUGUCAGCAGCCUUCCAACGGCAUUGGGUAGGAAAUCAUGGAUUUUUAUAUAUGAGAUAUAAUGAAUGAUAUUGCAUAUCACUUCUGAAAAUUUAAACACACGUUAUCAAUUAGCGUGAUGUCAUGAGUCGUAUGUAAGGAUAUUAUACUGCGAAUCAAGUCGUAAAAUAUGUUAUUCUUUAAUUCAUUUUUGGCUAGCCAUGCUGACAGAGACAAAGGCAAUGCAAACGCAAUUUGACCUGGAUAUGAUUACAAUCAGCAAUAUCUAUAAGAACAUUAAAAUAUUGCAUA
Messenger RNA from Branchiostoma floridae (Florida lancelet), 2344 nucleotides. Its product is annotated as titin-like. The record is from RefSeq and is a predicted model, not a curated record. Gene Ontology annotation, molecular function: protein binding. Bases 712 to 2115 code for a protein of 467 amino acids. The transcript has 4 exons. Lineage: Eukaryota; Metazoa; Chordata; Leptocardii; Amphioxiformes; Branchiostomatidae.